Molecule: messenger RNA, 865 nt
Organism: Leptinotarsa decemlineata (Colorado potato beetle)
Lineage: Eukaryota; Metazoa; Arthropoda; Insecta; Coleoptera; Chrysomelidae
Molecular function (GO): zinc ion binding; nucleic acid binding
Source: RefSeq, a predicted model, not a curated record
GGAAUAGUGCUUAAAUUUUUCAUUAUGGUACGGCAGUUGGCGCUUUCGACAGGGUAAAAGUGAAGCGUACUUAGUUGUUGGUGAUUUUGCUAUUGUCGGACAUUUAGUAGUUUUCUUCGUGAAGAGUAAACAAAUAAUAGAGACAGUUUCUGUACUGAAUCUUCAGUGUUUGUGUAUCAGGAUAGUUCUUGAAUAACGCUGCUAUGAGUUACUACAAACCCAGUUACAGCCAGUCUGUAGCAAUGGUUCGAGGUAGAGGAUAUUCUUCGAGAAGUUCUUAUCGCGGUGGUUCUGGUCGAGGUAAUUCCUCAUGGGGAGGAAACAGAGGACGAGGAGAUGGAGGAUAUUCAGGUUCAAGAUAUUCCUCACAUUUUUCUGGUAUGGAAUCCAGGAGUCCUUAUGAUUCGAAACCCAAGUAUUCAAGUUCAGCAGACAGAUUUUCUAGAUCAGAUGAUUACCAUAAGUCUUACAGAUCUGACUCCAGCUACUUAGGCCGUGAAAGCAGGCGGUCCCCUGAACGCAAAAGAAUGAGAUUAGAUGCUACUAGUUCAAGACAUGAAAGUUCUUAUGGAGGAUAUGGAGCGAGUGGUAGACACGACCCUCCCAGCUAUUCGGAGCGAAGAUAUUCUGGAGAGAGGCACACCUCCACCCCAUUCUCUACCAGAAGAGAUGAAUUUCGAAGGCCUUCCGGACCUCCUCGAGGAACUUAUAGAGGUCGCCUCAGUACUAGGGGCACAAGAGGGCUAAGAGGUAGAGACCGCCCGAUAAGAAGACGUCUGGUAGACAGUUCAUAUACAAUACGCAAGCGAAUUGUACCUAGAACAUCUGACUACAGUAGGAGGUUAAAGAUAUCUAGAAUGAGGAG